ACAGCACAGUGGGAGCAGAGACCAUGGAGUCCUCUUCUCUACUUCUCUGCAAAGGGCUCCUGCUCACAGCUUCCUUCUUAACCUGCUGGAAUGCACCCGCCGCUGCCGAGCUCACUAUUGAAUUAGUGCCACCCAUGGUUGCUGAAGGCGGAAACUCCGUUUUGUUUGUGCAUGAAAUGCCAUUGAAUGUCCAGGCGUUUUACUGGUACAAACAGAGAGAUCCGACGAAGAGCUAUGAAGUCGCGCGGUACUUAACACCCACCAACGAAAGUUCGAAGAUGCCUCAGCACAGCGGCCGGAAAACCGUAUUCUACAGUGGAUCCCUGCUGAUCAGAAACGUCACCCAGGCCGACAGUGGAGUCUACACCUUACUAACAUUUAACACAGAAAUGCAAAGCGAAUUAACACAUGUGCAUCUGGAAGUACGCGAGCCUGUGGUACAGCCCACCCUCCAAGCAGACAGCACCACAGUAACAGAAGCUGGUUCUGUGACCCUCACCUGCCUCUCAGAAGACCCUGGACUCUCCAUCCGUUGGUUCUUCAAUCACCAGGGCCUGUAUUUCAAUGACAGGAUGACUUUGUCCCAGAAAAACAGCAGACUCAGCAUAGACCGAGCCAGGUGGGAGGAUGCCGGGGAGUAUCAGUGUGAGGUCUCCAAUGGGUACAGCUCUAAGAUGAGCCUCCCAGUCCAAAUAUCUGUGGUGAGUGAGUGACCUUGCCUCUCGUCGUGUGCCGCAGUGGGGAGACUUGUUUGUCAAUAAGAAAAGUGAAGAAAAAUUCUAGGGAAGACACCAAGACAGCCAGCGUGGUGAUGAAGACCUGCCAUCUCAGGAUAAAACACGAGUCAGGGGGCUGGAGAGAUGGCUCAGAGGUUAAGUGCACUGACUGCUUUUCCAGAGGUCCUGAGUUCAAUUCCCAGCAACCACAUGGUGGCUCAUGACCAUCUGUAAUGGCCCUCUUCUGGUGUUAUAAAUAAAUCU
Rattus norvegicus (Norway rat) is the source of this 980-nucleotide messenger RNA. RefSeq names its product CEA cell adhesion molecule 9 (gene Ceacam9). The record is from RefSeq and is marked provisional. Lineage: Eukaryota; Metazoa; Chordata; Mammalia; Rodentia; Muridae.